AUGAAAACCAAAAGCAUCGAUAUUGGUACCUCAAAUACUGACACUACUACCAAAAAUGUUGACAUAAGUACUAAAAAUGUUGACACUAGUACUAGAAAUGUUGACAUAAGUACUAAAGAUGUUGACACUAGUACUAGAAAUGUUGACAUAAGUACUAAAGAGGUUGACACUAGUACUAGAAAUGUUGACAUAAGUACUAAAGAUGUUGACACUAGUACUAGAAAUGUUGACAUAAGUACUAAAGAUGUUGACACUAGUACUAGAAAUGUUGACAUAAGUACUAAAAAUGUUGACAGUAAUACCCAAAAGUAA
Octopus sinensis (East Asian common octopus) is the source of this 312-nucleotide messenger RNA. RefSeq names its product aspartate and serine-rich protein-like. The coding region runs from base 1 to 312 and encodes 103 amino acids. NCBI's taxonomy places the organism in Eukaryota, Metazoa, Mollusca, Cephalopoda, Octopoda, Octopodidae. The transcript has 2 exons. The record is from RefSeq and is a predicted model, not a curated record.